UUGUAAAAAUCACGGAUGUCGGGGCGCCCUACUUCCGGCCACGAUAUUAGCACUAACAAAACCAGCAGUAUUAACCUGUUCUGCAUAUCACAGAUGCCUUUGACUACAACAGCGUGUGUAAAAAGCAAAGCAAAAUCGUAAAUUUAAGCGAAUGUUAAACACCGUAAUUCUUUAGACAGAAUCAGCUGUAUCUAUAUACGUAAUUUUCAUAUAAAGAAGACUACGAAUCAUGCAAAAUAUAUGUAUCAGGCUCUUCACACUUUUUGGAUAUUUUUACAGUAUUUUUCUGAAUUCUUCACAUGCUAUUCGUCAUGGACGUAAUCUAAUAUGGGCUGGUCGACCUUUAGAUUACGACCGAGCUUCCAUAGUUGGUAUUGAAGGUGACCCAGAUAAAUGGGUCCUUGACAAGAAAAUGACUGUUAGGCAGAUAAGUGCUCCGUCGCGUAUGUGGCACUUCCGGAGUUUGGCAUACUCUUAUUCGACGAAGUACUUAUACUGGAGUGAAUCAGGACUAAAACGAAUACAGGGUCUCGUUCUCGAUGGAUAUAAGAAAGAGACAGAUAACAUCUUUACUGGAACAUCUGCUGAAGUUGACGGCUUAGCUGUCGACUGGAUUUCGGGCAAUGUCUAUUGGACUGACGCUAUAUAUAACUGGAUUAUGAUGGUGCCGCUGCGGCCGAACCAAAAACGAUUCAAGAUUGUAACUAAAGUGGGACUUGAUAAGCCCCAUGGGAUUGCUGUAUUACCACAAAAAGGGUACUUAUUCUGGUGUGACUGGGGUGCAAAUCCUAAAAUCGAAGUGUCAGAUCUGAUUGGCAACAACCGGCGUACUAUUGUCAAUUAUAACAUGCGAAGGCCACGUGGAUUAGUCAUUGAUGCUAAAGAAAGCAAGAUCUACUGGGUUGACGAUGGCCAAGAUACAAUUGAAUGUAUUCAAUUCAACGGACGUGCGAGACGAAUCAUUGUAAAAGAUCCCCAAGCGGAUUUCUAUGGAAUAGCUUUGUACAAGAAUAUAUUAUUUGUAACAGAACAGAGCCUUUCCGAAGGUCAUUUAAAUGUAUACAGCAAGCUAAAUGGCAAACUUAUUAUCAGCUACACACUGAGUCAUAUACCUUAUGGGAUUAUUAUGUACGAUGAAACGACGCAGCCUGGCAAUUCUGAAAUAUGUGAUGCUCUCGAAUGUGAACAUUUUUGUGUCCACAAUCCAAUCAUGGGUCCUGCCUGCCACUGUAGUGAAGGAUACAAGUUAAAUAUCACGGACCAUCGGACAUGUAAAGUUGAUUCUCAAUUCCCCCAGCCUUACCAUGUGUAUUCCAUGGAGGAAGGAAUAUGUUCAUUCCCACCGAACCUGGCUGAUAUCGAUCUGGAAAACAUGACGUUAAGUAAACAAUGCUUUCUUUUGGACAACAAGGGAUACCUGGCACUGGGGAUGCAUGCUCGCCGAGACACCUUAUAUUUCUCAACCAACAAUACAGACAAAUGGAUCAAUAGAGUCCGUAUGGAGUAUGGUGCUUCGUUUGAAGAUCUAAUCGGUGGUGUGGGCAUUGUUAGAGGCAUUGUUCUUGACUGGAUUUCAUCGAACCUCUACUGGACUGACAGCCUAUAUCGAACUAUAAAUGUGGCACGAGCAGAUGGCAUGUACCAACAGGUUCUGAUUGAUUCGGAUUUAGAGAAUCCUAUUGGAAUUGCUGUACACCCUGGUAAAAGCAAGUUAUUUUGGACAGAUGCUGGAAAGAAACCUAAAGUGGAAUGGUCUUACCUUGACGGUUCAGGGCGGUCAUUGAUAACAAACCAAGAUCUUGGCUCUCCAUCUCACAUCCACAUUGACUUUAUGAAAGACAUUUUAUACUGGGCCGAUUCUGCUUUGGGAAACGUGAAAGAAUACAAUUUCUCAACAGAAACUAUUACAGUUUUGGUUCCAAAGAAUAGUGGAAUCCAAGGAUCGAUAUACGGCAUCAGCAUAUUCCAGGAUUACCUUAUAUGGACAGAUUACACAACCUCAAGGAACGGUAUUCAUGUAGCACGGCUCGAUAGUCUGGAUAAAGUUCGCGACAUAAUGCAUCCUGAGUUUGGUAGAGCUCGUGACCUCCUGACCUUUGAUGCUUCAAACCAGCCAGACUUUGAAACGGCAUGCGCAGACGGAAGCUGUAAACAUCUUUGCCUACCGAAAGGAGAAAAAUCUUAUACCUGUCGGUGUGGACUUGGCUACCAGAUUGGCGAAAAUAAGAAAAUCUGUGCUACAGAUUUAGCUACAGACAACUUCCUUUUAGUCACCGAUAGCUACCGGAAGCAAAUUUUUCAAAUUAGUAUGAUUACCGGCAAAGUACAAGCUUUAGAUGUACGAGAUCAUUUCCGUCCUCUUGCCGUUGAUUAUGAUCCAGUUCGACGGAUAAUUUAUUGGACUGAUGUCGCUCAUAAAUCAAUCAAAAAGGCCGAGAUCAACGGUGUACACGAGACAUUGGUGAAACAAUUAACGGACGAUUCCAUUGCUGAUGGAUUAGCAAUCGAUUAUGUGAACCAAUUAUUGUUUUAUAGCGAUGCUGGCAUCAGGAUAAUCGGAGUAAUGACCCUAAGUGCAUAUCCUUUCCAUAAGACGUUGAUCAACAGUGGUCUGGAGAAAGUUCGAUCUGUAAUUGCUAGCCCCAUUGAGAAGAGAAUAUAUUGGUCAGACUGGGGAUCAGAUCCUAAAAUUGAACGCUGUGGAAUGGAUGGUUCAGAGCGACAAGUCAUUGCCAAAUUCAAAGAAGGAGCUUGGCCAAAUGGUUUAGCUCUUGAUGUAAGAGAGAAGCGAUUAUACUGGGUUGAUGCCCGCUCCAACAAAAUUGCUUCGAUGACCACUGACGGCAAGCAUCAAUAUAUACUCUACAAUGAAUCGGACGCCCAUUAUUUUGGUAUUGCUCUGUCUGGUGAUUACCUUUACCUUACAGACUGGUCACGAAAUUCCUUAAUGCGUUUGCCAAAGAAAGGCGGUCAGUUGGAGAAUUUCUGGGAUGGCACGUCAAAAUUUGUGCGGUUAAACGACAUACAUGCAUUCAACUCAACUGAAAUAAUCUCUGAAGUCAGCCCCUGUUCCAGUGAAUCGUGCAGUCACUUCUGUUUACCAAGUCCAAGAACUAUUUACGAAAUCAAAGAUCCAUGGAUCUGUGCUUGUCCAGACCAUCUGGUACUCUCAAGCGACGGGCAUAACUGUGUGGUGGAUGAAGUUUCAGAGCAUAAUAGUUCGUUUGCAGGAAGGCACAAACACAGAGAUACAACAACUCACCAGAUAUCAAGUAUAACAGUGGAUAAAGUCUCGCGAUGGCCAUUUGAAUCUUCCUCUUCUCAUGAAUCAGAAUCUAUGAACAACAGAUCUACCCAGAGAUCAUUAUUUCCUAGCAAACAAACAAAAAAUGGUUCGUCAGUUACACCCGGAAAAAUAUCUGCCUAUGUUAUUGUUCCUUUGAUCCUGUUAGGGGCAGGUGUAGCAGCUUUCAUUUUCUUGAAGCGGCGUCGAGCUGAAAAGAAUCCACAUUACCUCCUUGCGAAUGAUGACAAAUACACCGUGGAUAUUUCCUACCGGAUUCUCUGCCAAGACUCUUCAAAAGAUAUGAAUGACGGUGUUGAAAACCCUAUAGAAAGCCAGAAUAGUACCCAUACCAGUUAGACCAAACAUGUCAUCUCUUUCUUUUUUUCUUACAAAAAUAUAAAACAAAACCAAAAACAUCAAAUAUUUCAUUCACAUCAUCUGUUUUCAUUCGAAUAAAAUAAAAAAAUAAAAAAAGAUU
This is a messenger RNA of Octopus sinensis (East Asian common octopus), 3764 nucleotides long. RefSeq names its product low-density lipoprotein receptor-related protein 6. The transcript is spliced from 21 exons. Bases 230 to 3643 code for a protein of 1137 amino acids. The record is from RefSeq and is a predicted model, not a curated record. Lineage: Eukaryota; Metazoa; Mollusca; Cephalopoda; Octopoda; Octopodidae.